AAGCGUUGAGCCUCAUGCGAUGUCAGACCUCGGUAGUCUGUCUUUGACAGGCUGCGCUAUUUCAUAUACUAAUAACAGACUUCUCAAGAUUUUGAUAUCCACCGUCCUCUCGGUUGUUGAGGCUCAGCUUGCGGCAACCACGCCACCGCAGAAGUCUAAGUUACUACUCUUUUUCUAGUAUUGGAGAAGCCGCUAUCUAGUGAACCUGGAAGAAACCUGAGGAUCUGGCUAUGGUAGAACCGUUGGCCAGGAUACUUAACCGUGUGCCCUUGUAAAGUUAGCUUUUUAUCUUUAUUUGCCUACAUUAUCGUUACAUUGAUAAAUUGGUCCCUACCUUAAAUGUGCUAAGCUAACUGAAGACGCAAGGCUAGCCAAGGAUUCUACCUAAGAUUUUUGUGCAUAUUACUAAAAGUAAACUAUCCAAAGUUACAAUGAAAAGUGAUUCUAGGCUUUUGGUUGUUCCUCUGUAACUAAACACUUUGCAAUCCCAAUGAAAUGUGUGUGUAUUACGAGACGGCAGUAGGGCGCUUCUGAGCAGUGUGGCGGUAAAAUGUACCACUCUGGCAACCCGCUUCUUGCUUUUUCAUUGGAUAUGUUUUAGCUAACUAAGAAACAACAUGGCGGCCAUGCCUGAGGAGCAGCACGCGAAUAGCUAUUUUGUUAGAGAAAUCGAGAAAAGAGACGGUUCAGUCCUAAAAAUGUACCAGUGCAGUAAAGGCGACGUAGGCUGUGUAGUUUGGGACGCGGCUAUUGUCCUCUCAAAAUACCUGGAAACGGAGCAGUUCUGUAGUUCGCAGACAUGGUCCUCUAAAAAGGCUGUGGAGCUGGGGGCAGGCACUGGAGUGGUGGGCAUUAUGGCAGCUUCUCUCGGAGCAAAUGUCACAGUAACAGAUUUGGAGGACCUGCUGCCUCUUCUUGAACUGAACAUCCGGGAAAAUCAAAACCUCAUCAGCACAGGCUCAAUUACAGCCAAGGUACUAAAAUGGGGUGAAGAUGUGACUGACUUUCUCCCACAUCCAGAUUAUAUUCUAAUGGCGGACUGCAUCUAUUAUGAGCAGUCUGUGCAGCCACUGGUAGAGACUCUGAAGGCCCUCUCUGGACCUGAGACCUGUAUCAUCUGCUGCUAUGAGCAGCGCACUGUUGGAGUGAAUCCUGAGGUGGAGAGGAGAUUUUUUGAGCUACUGCUGCAAGAUUUUGAGUCUGAGAAGGUUCCAGCUGAAAGACAAGAUCCCGAGUUCAACAGCCCAGACAUCCACAUCCUCCGUCUCCGGCACAGACCUAGUUGAAUGGUUGCAUGCGUGUGAGUGUGUGAGCGACACAUCAAGUGUAUGCAGAAACUGCAUGCCUGUGUGUAUUAUGUCAGUGUUCAAGAGGGUGAGUGGUUCGAGAAUCGUGAUCUCAUGACCUAAAUGGCUCUGUGUGUAAGUCUAAACUAUAGAUGGUAUUUUGAAAUAAAGAUUUCAGUUUAAAA
Pygocentrus nattereri (red-bellied piranha) is the source of this 1471-nucleotide messenger RNA. It is a transcript of the gene vcpkmt, whose product is annotated as valosin containing protein lysine (K) methyltransferase. The record is from RefSeq and is a predicted model, not a curated record. Gene Ontology annotation, molecular function: protein-lysine N-methyltransferase activity. NCBI's taxonomy places the organism in Eukaryota, Metazoa, Chordata, Actinopteri, Characiformes, Serrasalmidae. Gene Ontology annotation, biological process: peptidyl-lysine methylation. The transcript has 5 exons. Gene Ontology annotation, cellular component: cytosol; cytoplasm. Bases 618 to 1286 code for a protein of 222 amino acids.